Molecule: messenger RNA, 2806 nt
Organism: Phyllopteryx taeniolatus (common seadragon)
Lineage: Eukaryota; Metazoa; Chordata; Actinopteri; Syngnathiformes; Syngnathidae
Gene: intu
Product: inturned planar cell polarity protein
Exons: 13
Coding region: 432-2471 (679 amino acids)
Biological process (GO): nervous system development; establishment of planar polarity; cilium assembly
Cellular component (GO): cilium; cytoplasm
Source: RefSeq, a predicted model, not a curated record
CAUAUUGAAUGUGUCAGGUCCGUGACUUCAAUCCCGUCCUGCCUCUCGCUCCGGCCGCUCUGUACGCUAAGGGCACUCCCAGAGUGAAUAACCGAACAGAGCGCCACACUCUUGAGUUUCCGAACGUUCCGGAGUGCUUGGAGUGAAUUUUCGAACGUACCCCACAUAACGCUGUCUUCCCGAAGGAAGACGUCAUUAGAAGGCGACAAUGUUCGUACGUUCAACGCUUGGCCGGAGAAAUUAAAAGGAGCCGGUCAGUUCCCUCCGAAAGAGUUGCAUCAGUUCCGAAGUUGUUGUCUCACUUUCGAAGCACAUCGGACGCGGCACUUGGAGGACGCUCUUCCGACGUGGCGGGAGCACGUGGCCUUUUGUUUUGCUGACUGUUCGAACAACAUGGCGGAGUAAGAAUCAAUUCAAAGGUGAAGCUGACCAUGGAAACAACCACGAACACGAGCGGAGACGUCGGGCCGGGUCGUGGGGCGAAGGCCUCCGUGCCCGUCAGCCCACCGGUGCGCCUGCUGCAGGGGGAGGAUGCAACCGGACCGCAGAUGUCCCUCAGCCGUGUCCCGCACACGCUCAUGUACCUGUCACUAAAGAUGGAGGCCAUGUCACCACACAAAGAGGUCCAUCUGGAGGAGGAGAUCUUGUACCAGUACCCGGCGUCAGACGCCUCCGCCGGGCUCAAAGGCGUGAGAGGAAUCUACUUGACGCUGUGCGACAUGCUGGAAAACGUCACCGGAGGCCACGUUGUCAGUUCAACGCUCCUGCUGAACAAGCAUCUGGUGCAUGUGGGCUACUGGAAGGAAGGUGACGCCCUGCUGGUCGUUGGGCUUCCCGCCGAGAGGUACACGUGGCCGCUGCGAGAGGGUUCCUGGUCAUCUCUGAAGACGCUUUGCUGUCAAAUUUCCUCCCAGGGUGCCUUUGCUGUGCCUGCGGUCACUGCCGUGAGUUUUAUCGGUGUGCCCCCGCGCAGGGCUUUCUGCGGGACAGAGCGAGCGCCGGAGCUGGACCGGUUCUUCGGCUUGUUCUUCCGGCAGCUCAUCCGGCCACCCCGCCUCGGAGACGGGUCCUCGGCGCCGCCCCCUGACAUCUCCGGGAGCGUCCUCCUCAACAGGCUGCCGGCUGUGCGGUGGCUCCCGCUGCCUGCGAAAGUCAAAACGGACCUGGACUCUGUCCUCAAUGACUUUGAGGCCUCUGAUUUUGGAGAAAUGUCGGAGGACUUCUUCGGCGUGAGGCGUCUCUACGGAAUCCUCGGCUCUUGUCUCUUCUACAAGUCCUACCUGAUCGCCAACCAUCUUCCCAAAGAGGAGCUGCUGGACAUUUGUCUGUACGUGCGGCAUUACUGCCUGCUGCCCACGGCGCCCCCCCGGCGGGUUGGCCCGCUGGUCAUCUGGCGGGAGGUCUUUCCCCCGGGACCUCUUCGAGGACGUCGCUUCCUCCUCAUUGUGGGCCGGCAUGGGAGACAUUUCCAAUGUGUGUGUCCUGUCCUGUCCUGUCCUGUCCUGUCCUGUCAGCGGUGCUGGAUGCAGUGUGUGCUGCUGGAGGUUGGAGGGUGCGUGUCACAUUGUUCUGCAUCUCCAGGACCUGACUGCGUUUACGUGGAUCAGGUCAAUGCCACAUUGUUACGAUUGGAAAUCGCGGAGGAGGCCAUCGAGGAACGUCUGAGCGCCCCCGCCGCUCCACACCUGUUUUGUGCUGACUUGUUCCUGCAAGCUGGCAUUGCCCAGGCCCGCCUCGACGGCCUGGCGCUAGGCAACAGCUUGUUUGGCGAGAAGGCCCGAGACUGCGGGGUUGAGGGACACGUGGACAUCGGGUCAGGUUCUUCAGCAAGGAUCCCAGGUGGACGUCAGGACUCGCUUGAUGCGAGUGGAGGCAUCUUCAAGGUCCAGCGGAGGAAGCACUCGAACCCGUUGAUGAAGACUCUGAGUGGGAGAGACACGGGCGAAAUAUGGAGCGCCGGCGCCGAGAACGCCGUGUUCCACUACGUGCUCAUGGAAACGGUCCAGGGAAUCUUUAUCGCGCCCACGCAAACCGAGGAGGCUCAGCUCGGCGGAUCCAUUCAUCCGUUGCUCAUCCGCAACUUUUACCGCUGCUGCCUGUCCAUCCGGGCGGUAUUGAAAGAGAACUCGCCGCUGCGAGUAGGGCCAGCGAGCGCCAGACGGGCCUCAGGGUUCGGGCCCAGUCAAAGAGCACGGAGUCCUGUUCCAGUGCGUCCUCGAAAACUGGGCAGACCAGCGGAAACCUGCUCCCACCCUGACGUACUGGGUCAUAGGGUAAACCCUCUCCAGGUUUGGAGGGCGAAGAAGUCCGCAGCGGAGCUCACUUUUGGAUCUUCUGCUUUGUUCUUUCCCUCCUCCAGGCGAUUGUUGCUGGAGCCCGUCCCUCAAGAGUUCUACGUGUGUUUCCACAACUCGGUGCCAGAGUUUCCUGUGGAGAUGGCCUUCAGACUGUCCUUUGGUUUGGCCACUUGAUUCAGUGACUCACCGGAAAGUCAAAUCUCCUCACCUUUGCUGAACUCCACCGCUUCAAGGCGACCUCAGAAGCCGCCUCCUUUGGAACACAGGAAAAGAGAGCGCUCCUUCAAAUGAAUCCCACUCCACUUUUUCAACCGUCUCUAAGCGUGAAACUACUAUUUCUCAAAGAGGGACGAUGAAAAGCGCUGCGUCCGUUCAUGUGUUCUUAGCAUAUUUAUUUGAACCGGGUCGUCUUCCUUGAAUAGGAAAGUUUUUUUUUUUUUGCAAACUUGAGAUAAAAGUGUUGUAUUGUGGCAGUGACCAAGACUCCCCAAAAAUUUGAAACGAGCAAA